AUGGUUCAUGAUAAGAAGGUCAUUGAAGAGGUGUCUGGUUGGCUUAGGGUCUUCGACGAUGGCUCGGUCGACCGGACAUGGACCGGACCACCCGAGGUUAAGUUUAUGGCCGACCCUGUGUCUCCCCACCAUGAUUUCAAGGAUGGAGUUGCCACUUGUGAUGUCCUCAUCAAUGCUGACUCGGGUCUCCGUGUUCGAGUUUAUUUACCCAAGAAUUCUUCGGAUUUGUCACCUCUUUCUGAUAUUGAAAAAACUGCCGUAUAUGAUAUGCAUAAGCUACCCAUCAUUCUUCAUUUCCCCGGAGGUGGUUUUUGCAUCAGCGAAGCUGAUUGGUACAUGUACUACCAUGUAUACACUCGUCUCGCGCGUUCGGUCCAAGCCAUUGUUGUCUCCGUUUACCUCCGUCUUGCCCCCGAGCACCGCCUCCCGGCAGCCUGUGAGGACGGCUUCGCUGCCCUCCUUUGGCUUCAGUCCCUGGCUCAAGGUAAUUCCUAUGACCCAUGGCUGAAGGAUCACGGUGACUUUUGUCGUGUGUUCCUAAUAGGAGACAGCUCUGGCGGUAACAUAGUGCACGACGUUGCCGCACGUGCCGGAAAUGAAGACCUGAACCCGUUGAGACUGGCCGGAGCAAUCCCAAUCCACCCGGGUUUCGUCCGGUCAGAACGGAGCAAAUCGGAGACGGAACAAUCUGAAUCACCAUUCUUAACACGAGACAUGGUGGACAAGUUCUUGAACUUGGCAUUACCAGUGGGAAGUACAAAGGAUCAUCGUAUAACAUGUCCGAUGGGGAAAGCGGCACCGCCAAUCCACGGCCUGAAACUGCCGCCGAUACUGUUCUGCGUCGCCGGAAAUGACCUGCUGAAAGACACUGAAAUGGAAUACUAUGAUGCCUUGAAAAAGGGUGACAAGGAAGUGGAGUUACUGAUCAGCCAUGGAAUGGGUCACAGCUUCUAUCUCAACAAAAUUGCUGUGGACAUGGACCCAUUCACUGCUGCUGAAACUGAAAAAUUGAUUGAUGGAAUCAAACAAUUUAUCAAGAAACAUUGA
Messenger RNA from Ilex paraguariensis (yerba mate), 1047 nucleotides. The record is from the annotation of a GenBank genome assembly. Lineage: Eukaryota; Viridiplantae; Streptophyta; Magnoliopsida; Aquifoliales; Aquifoliaceae.